This is a messenger RNA of Saccharomyces paradoxus, 2433 nucleotides long. It is a transcript of the gene NOP14, whose product is annotated as snoRNA-binding rRNA-processing protein NOP14. The record is from RefSeq and is a predicted model, not a curated record. NCBI's taxonomy places the organism in Eukaryota, Fungi, Ascomycota, Saccharomycetes, Saccharomycetales, Saccharomycetaceae. The coding region runs from base 1 to 2433 and encodes 810 amino acids. Gene Ontology annotation, biological process: maturation of SSU-rRNA. Gene Ontology annotation, cellular component: small-subunit processome; Noc4p-Nop14p complex; nucleolus. The transcript has a single exon.
AUGGCUGGUUCACAACUUAAGAAUUUGAAAGCUGCCUUGAAAGCCCGCGGGCUCACAGGCCAAACAAACGUCAGAAGUAAGAAUAAAAAGAAUUCGAAAAGACAAGCAAAGGAGUACGAUCGUGAAGAAAAGAAAAAGGCCAUUGCUGAAAUCAGAGAAGAGUUUAAUCCCUUCGAAAUAAAGGCUGCCAGGAAUAAGAGAAGAGAUGUCCUGCCUUCUAAAACUGCUGAUCGUGUUGCAGUGGGGAAGCCUGGUAUUUCUAAACAGAUCGGUGAAGAACAAAGAAAGCGUGCAUUUGAGGCAAGAAAAAUGAUGAAGAAUAAACGUGGUGGUGUGGUUGAUAAGAGAUUUGGUGAGAGAGACAAGUUGCUCACUGAAGAAGAAAAAAUGUUAGAACGUUUCACCAGAGAAAGACAAAGCCAGUCAAAGAGAAACGCAAAUUUAUUCAAUCUUGAGGACGAUGAAGACGACGGUGACAUGUUUGGAGACGGCCUUACACAUUUGGGCCAAUCUUUGUCCUUAGAAGAUGAGCUUGCUAAUGAUGAAGAAGAUUUCUUAGCUUCCAAACGAUUAAAUGAAGAUGAUGCUGAGCAGCACCAACCUCAAAGGAAAAAGACCAAAGCUGAAGUUAUGAAAGAGGUCAUUACCAAGUCAAAGUUUUAUAAACAGGAAAGACAAAAGGCUCAAGGUAUAUUGGAAGAUCAAAUAGAUGAUCUGGAUGAUAAUUUCGAAGACGUUAUGUCUGAAUUGAUGAUUACACAACCCAAAAAGAACCCAAUAGAACCUAAGACCGACCUAGAUAAAGAGUAUGAUAUCAAAGUGAAAGAACUGCAAUUAGAUAAGAGAGCCGCUCCUUCUGAUAGAACAAAAACUGAAGAGGAGAAGAAUGCUGAAGCUGAAGAAAAAAAACGGGAGUUGGAACAACAGCGCCUUGAUCGUAUGAACGGUAUGAUUGAACUAGAAGAAGGUGAAGAAAGGGGUGUAGAAGAUUUGGAUGAUGGAUUCUGGGAGAACGAAGAGGAUUAUGAAGAUGACAAUGAUGGUAUUGCUGAUUCUGAUGAUGAUGUCAAAUUUGAAUAUCAAGACAAGGACGAAGGGUUUUCUCAAAUCUUAAAGAAAAAGAACAUUUCCAUAUCUUGCCCUGAAACACAUGAUGCGCUAUUGAAUCAAAUAAACAAAUUAGACUUGGCUGAUCAUCCUAAGGUUGUGAAAAAUAUCAUCAAAGCCUAUCAACCAAAAUUAGCCGAAGGUAAUAAGGGAAAAUUAGGCAAAUUCACUGCUGUUUUGUUAAGGCACAUUAUCUUCCUAAGUAACCAAAACUAUUCUAAAAACGUUCAAAGUUUCAAAGAUACACAAAAUGCAUUGAUCUCAAUUCUAAAAUCCCUUUCAGAAAAAUAUAAUAAAGAGCUUUCCGAAGAGUGUAGAGAAUAUAUCAAUGAAAUGCAAGAACGCUAUAAAAAAAACUACUUUGAUGCUCUUUCAAAUGGUGAUCUGGUUUUUUUUUCCAUUAUUGGUAUUCUUUUCUCUACCUCAGACCAGUAUCAUUUAGUGAUAACUCCGGCAUUGAUUUUGAUGAAUCAGUUCUUGGAACAAAUUAAGUUUAAUACAUUAAAGAGAAUGGCUUUUGGUGCGGUUUUGGUAAAAAUUGUCUCCCAGUAUCAACGCAUUUCCAAAAGGUAUAUACCCGAGGUGGUUUACUUCUUUCAAAAAACAUUACUCACUUUCAUAGCUGAAAAAGAAAAUCAAGAAAAACCGCUAGAUUUUGAUAAUAUUAGAUUGGAUUCUUACGAUUUUGGGCUUCCAUUGGAUGUUGAUUUUUCCAAAAAGAGAUCAACUAUUAUUCCAUUGCAUACCUUAUCAACAAUGGAUACCGAGCCCCAGACGGUAGAUCAACGAGUUUCCCUCUUAUUGAAUGUUAUGGAAUCCUUGGAUGUAACUAUCUCUACAGUGUGGAGGGACUUACCUGCUUUCAAAGAAAUUAUUUUACCAAUUCAGCAAUUAUUGAGUACAUAUACUUCAAAAUACUCUGAUUUUGAAAAGCCGAGAAGUAUUUUAAACAAAAUUGAAAGACUAACGAAGUUUACAGAACAUAUCCCAUUGGCUUUACAAAAUCACAAACCUGUAUCCAUACCUACACAUGCUCCUAAAUAUGAAGAAAACUUCAAUCCUGAUAAGAAAUCGUACGAUCCUGAUAGAACAAGAAGCGAGAUUAAUAAGAUGAAGGCCCAACUAAAGAAGGAACGUAAAUUCACUAUGAAAGAGAUCCGUAAAGACGCCAAAUUUGAAGCUAGACAAAGAAUUGAAGAAAAGAACAAGGAGAGCAGUAACUACCAUGCAAAGAUGGCUCAUAUUGUUAAUACUAUUAAUACCGAAGAAGGUGCCGAAAAAAACAAGUAUGAAAGAGAAAGGAAAUUACGUGGCGGGAAGAAAUAA